AUGCUUGUGUUAAAACAUAAUUCAUUACCUUUUGAAAAAUUAGUAAUAUGUGAAAAAACAAUGUUAAGUUUUAAAGAUAACAAGUUAACUUCGCUGGGAAUGCAUUUUAAUGUAUGGGAUUGGUCAAUACCAGAGUUAUAUGGAAUAGUGUUGGGUAUGAUGGUGAAGUUGGAUUUGAGUGAAUGUUUACAAAUACGCAAUUCAGAAAUGUUGGAUUUUAUUAUUGACGUUGAGAAAGGUUAUCACGACACUGAAUACCACUCGUUCUAUCACGCUGUGGACGUUGUAGCUGUGCUAUAUUACAUGCUAACAGACUUGGGUGCUGCAAAAUACUUGACACCAUUGGAUUCAAUUUGUUUGAUGAUAGCUGGUUUGUGUCAUGAUAUUGGUCAUCCUGGUUUGAAUAAUGUUUACCAAGUUAAUGCAAAAACACCAUUGGCAAUCAAAUAUAAUAAUCAAUCUGUGCUUGAGAAUUAUUCUUGUGCGUUGACAAUGGAACUUUUGACUAAACAUAAAUUGUUUCGCAAUUUGCACAGUUGUAAUAUCGAGUUUCUGGGUAAUGAUCAAAAAGAAAUCGAUUCAUUCUUGAGAUCGUUAAUAGAGAAAAUGAUUUUGGCUACUGAUAUGAUGCAUCAUUUUACUUUAUUGGAAUCUUUGCACAAAAUUAUUAAAUCAACAAAGUCAUCAUCAUCAUUGUCAUCAAAAAAAACUACCAAAAAAUCAACAUCCACAAAGCACUCUACAAAAAAAAAUUAUUAUCAAGAACAACGAGAGAUUUUCUUAAAAGUAUUACUUCAUGCAGCAGACCUAAGUAACACAGUGAGACCGUGGGACAUUUCAAAACAUUGGUCAGAUUGUGUUGUUGAGGAAUUCUUCAAACAAGGAGACUUGGAAAAGCAAAAAAAUCUGCCUGUCUCCCCAAAUAUGGAUAGAGAACAAGCUCAACAGCCCCAAAUUAGUUUAGGAUUUGGUGAUUUUGUUGUCAAGCCUUAUUUCGAAGCAUUCGCUUUCAGUAAUAAUAACAAUACAAGUAAGAUUGUCAAUAAUACUUCAAAUCCAACAAAUUCAACAUCAAGAUCAGUCGCAAAAGAAAUUCUAUCUAACAAAAGUAAUAAAAAACCAAAACCUGAUAAUAUUCCAUUGAUAAAUAUUAUCAACAACAACAACUCUGAAAAAAUUUCAAAUGAAGCAUCAAAAAAUCCUGCAACUCUUACCAAUUCCUCAUCCACAUCAUCAUAUUCUUCAACAUCAAUGUUACCACCAUCUCCUCCAGCAAGAUCAAUUACUAUUCCAACAUCUACUGGUCAACGUCGUGUUAGUUUAGCUGCAGGUUUAUUAAUAAUUCCAGAUGAUAUUCAAGAAAAACUACAAAAAAUGAUGCAAUCGUCCUCUUCCUUUAAGAAUCGUCGUGCUAAUGCUAACGGUGUUAGACUGAAACGUAGUUUAUCUGGUAGAUCUUAUAGUACUCAUUCAUUAUUAAUAUCUUCAUCUAAUGAUAUCAAUAAUAAUAAUAAUGAUGGUAUUGAUGUUAGUAGUGAAGGAUGCAAUUGUGGUGUAAUAGAUGUCGUUGAUAAUGUAGCUGACGGUAACAUAGCUGAUAAUAAUAGUGGGUGUGGUGGUGAUUUGAGCAGAAAUAGUUCUACUCGUAAUAAUCAACAGCAUCACCAAAAAUGUAUAAGCAAUAAUAAUAGUCGUAUUGGAGGUGGAAGAAUGAGACGUAGUAGUUCUUUGGAUCAUAAUAUGAUUCGUCAAAUAACUUCAACUUAUGGAUCAUCAUCACUUUCUUCUCCACCAAAGAGUUAUUAUAGCAAAUUAAAAUCUUCUUAUUUUUGA
Entrophospora candida is the source of this 1833-nucleotide messenger RNA. Lineage: Eukaryota; Fungi; Glomeromycota; Glomeromycetes; Entrophosporales; Entrophosporaceae. The record is from the annotation of a GenBank genome assembly.